Haliaeetus leucocephalus (bald eagle) is the source of this 2459-nucleotide messenger RNA. It is a transcript of the gene TP63, whose product is annotated as tumor protein p63. Gene Ontology annotation, molecular function: DNA-binding transcription factor activity, RNA polymerase II-specific; protein binding; RNA polymerase II cis-regulatory region sequence-specific DNA binding. Bases 1 to 2043 code for a protein of 680 amino acids. Lineage: Eukaryota; Metazoa; Chordata; Aves; Accipitriformes; Accipitridae. Gene Ontology annotation, biological process: regulation of transcription by RNA polymerase II; apoptotic process; protein tetramerization. The record is from RefSeq and is a predicted model, not a curated record. Gene Ontology annotation, cellular component: nucleus. The transcript has 14 exons.
AUGAAUUUUGAACCGGCACCUUUCACCACCUUGCAGUACUACCCUGAUCCCUGCAUCCAGCGGUUUGUAGAAACUCCGAGCCACUUCUCCUGGAAGGAGAGUUACUACCGAUCAGCCAUGUCCCAGAGCUCACAGCCCAGGGAAUUCCUCAGCCCAGAGGUGCUCCAGCAUAUCUGGGACUUCCUGGAACAGCCAAUAUGCUCGGUUCAGCCGAUCGAUUUAAACUUCAUCGAUGGCCCAUCUGAAAAUGGCCCUACAAACAAAAUAGAGAUUAGCAUGGACUGCGUCCGGGUGCAGGACACGGAGCUGAAUGACCCAAUGUGGCCGCAGUACACGAACCUGGGGCUCCUGAACAGCAUGGACCAGCAGAUCCAGAAUGGCUCUUCCUCCACCAGUCCCUACAACACGGAGCAUGCGCAGAACAGCGUCACAGCCCCCUCGCCUUAUGCCCAGCCCAGCUCGACUUUUGACGCCCUCUCGCCCUCCCCAGCCAUCCCUUCCAACACAGACUACCCAGGACCUCACAGCUUCGAUGUAUCAUUUCAGCAGUCUAGCACAGCAAAGUCAGCAACGUGGACGUAUUCCACCGAACUGAAAAAGCUGUACUGCCAGAUCGCCAAGACAUGUCCCAUCCAGAUCAAAGUGAUGACCCCGCCACCUCAGGGAGCUGUCAUCAGGGCUAUGCCAGUCUACAAGAAAGCUGAACAUGUCACCGAAGUGGUCAAACGCUGCCCGAACCACGAGCUGAGCCGGGAGUUCAACGAGGGGCAGAUUGCGCCUCCGAGCCACCUGAUCAGGGUGGAAGGGAACAGCCAUGCUCAGUACGUAGAAGACCCCAUCACUGGGAGGCAGAGCGUGCUGGUCCCCUACGAGCCGCCCCAGGUUGGUACGGAGUUCACGACAGUCUUGUACAACUUCAUGUGUAACAGUAGCUGCGUGGGAGGGAUGAACCGUCGCCCGAUCCUCAUCAUUGUCACACUGGAAACCAGAGACGGGCAAGUCUUGGGCCGCCGAUGUUUCGAAGCCCGCAUUUGCGCUUGCCCAGGCAGAGAUCGCAAAGCAGACGAGGACAGCAUCCGCAAGCAGCAAGUCUCCGACAGCACAAAGAAUGGUGAUGGUACGAAGCGCCCUUUUCGACAAGGAACUCAUGGCAUACAGAUGACAUCUAUCAAAAAAAGACGUUCCCCAGAUGAUGAGCUCUUAUACUUGCCGGUGAGGGGACGGGAGACAUAUGAAAUGCUACUAAAGAUCAAAGAGUCCCUGGAACUAAUGCAGUACCUUCCCCAGCACACAAUUGAGACCUACCGGCAGCAGCAGCAGCAGCAGCACCAGCACUUGCUCCAGAAGCAGACCUCCAUGCAGUCACAGUCAUCCUACGGCUCCAACUCUCCACCGCUCAGCAAAAUGAACAGCAUGAACAAGUUGCCUUCGGUCAGCCAGCUAAUUAACCCCCAGCAGCGCAAUGCCUUGACCCCAACCACCAUCCCCGACGGCAUGGGAACCAACAUUCCCAUGAUGGGCACCCACAUGGCCAUGACCGGCGACAUGAAUGGCCUCAGCCCCACACAGGCGCUGCCUCCUCCCCUCUCCAUGCCUUCAACAUCCCACUGCACCCCCCCUCCUCCGUACCCCACAGACUGCAGCAUCGUCAGCUUCUUAGCGAGGUUGGGCUGCUCAUCCUGUGUGGAUUAUUUCACGACCCAGGGGCUGACCACCAUCUAUCAGAUUGAGCAUUACUCCAUGGAUGAUCUGGUGAGCCUCAAGAUCCCGGAGCAGUUCCGCCACGCCAUCUGGAAAGGCAUCCUGGACCACCGGCAGCUCCAUGACUUCUCCUCCCCUCCCCACCUCCUGCGCACCCCCAGCGGCGCCUCCACCGUCAGCGUGGGCUCCAGUGAAACCCGGGGGGAGCGGGUCAUUGACGCGGUCCGCUUCACGCUCCGGCAGACCAUUUCCUUCCCGCCCCGCGACGAGUGGAACGACUUCAACUUUGACAUGGAUGCCCGGCGCAACAAACAGCAACGCAUCAAGGAGGAAGGGGAGUGAGCUCCGCGGACCCCGCUUCACCCCGCCUCGGCCACAAACUGCUCAGCCCUUCAUUUGUCUUCCUUCAGCUUGGUACUGCACCCUUGGACGAAGGGCGGAGGGAACCUUCUUGCUCACUCAUGCUAGGUUAUGCCCUUGAUGCUGUCUAGGCCAUACUCCUGGACCGCGACCUCCACCCCAGCUCUUUCAAGGGGAAGAGCUGAGCGAAGGGGGAAGGCGGGUGGUAUUUCCUUGAAAGCCGUUGACCUUCUCAAGAAGGCGUUGUUCUUGUUUCAUGUUUUCCUUUGGGGAGAGGGCUUCUUUUCUUGACUUUUGAAUCCUCACACACCUUGUGGGCAUCCUGACCUGCAAACUUGUCUCUCUCAUCCAGCGAUCCCACUUUUGAAAGUGGGAAGGUUAUAAUAAAUUUUUAAAAA